Molecule: messenger RNA, 2306 nt
Organism: Stegodyphus dumicola
Lineage: Eukaryota; Metazoa; Arthropoda; Arachnida; Araneae; Eresidae
Gene: subdued
Product: anoctamin 1
Biological process (GO): chloride transmembrane transport
Cellular component (GO): plasma membrane
Molecular function (GO): protein dimerization activity; chloride channel activity
Source: RefSeq, a predicted model, not a curated record
AUGGUACAUUUAAUUAAAUAGUCAUUCGGUCAAAUAUUAGUCAGAAAUGUGGUUAAGCAAUCAAAGUUAAUCAAAGUUGUCGUCGGCUCUGGUUUUUCAUGCUUGGUGAGUGUGCCGGCAGCAGUAGAUAAGUAAUAGAACAAGAGCCUAAAAGAAAUGUUGAAGAUAAGAGCUUUGUAGAAGAUUCUAUAGUCAUCACAAUAAGUUCAUGGAUUCCGAAAUUGAGAAAGAGGAUGAUUCUGACUUGGAGGCCCAUGGAGAUUCUAGAUCAACACUGAAGAAGAAAACAUCUGAAGUUAGCAUUUACCAUAGUGCUGAAACUCUUUCUCUUGCCUCAAAUGCAAGUAAUGCUCAUAGAUUGUAUCCACCUCUAUCUGAAAAAACUAGUGGAAAGAAAGUACCUAUGAUGACUUCGAAUAAACUCAACAGUACAAUAUAUCCUACUGUGGACACUCUAGUUCUGCGUAGCACUGGGAAAUACACAAAUAAGACUGAGUGUAUAAAGUUAGAUAGCUUAUUUUCAAGUCAAACAGAUAAAAUUGAUAGUGCUUCUAUAAUGUCUGUUGAAUCUGCAGUCUUUUUCGAUGAUAAACGUAGAAGAAUAGAUUUUGUGUUAGUUUAUUCAACAGAUCCAACAGAGUUAGCUGCUGAACAUGCUAGAUGUAGAAGUAUCUUUGAAGAAAAUUUACGUGAAGAAGGUCUUGAUUUGGAACAUGUUAAUCAGGAAGAGACUGGCUUAGUCUAUGUGAAAAUCCACUGUCCAUGGGAAGUUUUAAGCAGAUAUGGAGAAAUACUGAAAUUCAAAAUGCCAAUGAAAGAGAGCUUGUUUGAAAUACCAGAAAGACCAUCCUCCAAUGUACCUGAUUUUGAUUUUUCAAAGUACUAUUUCCGAAAUUUAUUCAGUCGCAUGUCUGGCUUAUCUCGCAGUGUUUCGGAUCUCAUGAAUCCAGAUGCAUGUGGUGUACGCUUUAAAAAUUAUCGUUUUUCCACUGUUUAUGCAAGAGAUAAAGAAUAUUUGUUUGACAUACCUCGGAAAAAAGAAGAUUUCUUUUCACCUGCUCAAAGAGCUAGGAUAGUCCAGUUUAUUUUAAAACGAAAGAGCUUUACUAAUGACCAUACUGAUAUAUUUGGUUUUGGCAUAAAGAAGUUACUAGCUGAUGGUAUUUAUACUGCUGCAUAUCCAUUGCAUGAGGGUGAUCUGAAUGAUUGUUCACCUACUAAUCCUCGCUAUUUCUUGCUGAAACACUGGGCUUCAUAUUCCUGUUUAUUUAAAACACAACCCUUGGAUGAAAUCAAGCAUUAUUUUGGUGUGAAAAUUGGACUUUACUUUGCUUGGCUCGGUUUUUACACCUAUAUGCUUAUUCCAGCAUCUAUUGUGGGUAUUUUGUGUUUUAUUUAUGGAUGUGUAACUUUGAAUUCCAAUGUUCCCAGCAAUGAAGUAUGCAAUAGUAAUUUAGUCAUGUGUCCUAAAUGUGAAAAUGAAUGCCGUUAUUGGUAUCUGAAUGAAUCCUGUAAUGCAGUUAGAGUGACAUAUUUAGUAGAUAAUGCAGCUACAGUCUUUUUUGCAAUAUUUAUGUCUCUAUGGGGAGCUGUGUUUUUAGAGAUGUGGAAAAGAUAUUCAGCUGACAUUACCCAUAGAUGGGAUUUAACAGGCUUUGAUACUUAUGAGGAACAUCCUCGGCCAGAGUACUUGGCAAGGUUAGCAAAUGAAAGAAAAAAGAAACUCAAUUAUAUAACUCGGAUGUAUGAACCAUAUGUCCCAUUUUGGAGAAAACGAUUGCCAUACACUCUGAUGUCAACUUCUAUUGUCCUCCUUUUAGUUACUGUUGCUGUAGCUGCAGUUGUUGGAGUUAUUUUGUAUCGAAUAUCUGUGAAUGCUGCACUACUUUUGAGUCAAGAUAAAACUUUGUCAACUUUUGCUACUAUCAUAACUUCUACUACAGCUGCACUGCUCAAUUUAAUUUGUAUCAUGAUAUUUAAUCAGUUUUAUACAUACACAGCCACAUGUCUCACUGAACUUGAACUCCACAGAACGCAGACAGAAUUUGAUGACAGCCUUACCUUAAAAAUGUUCCUUCUGCAAUUUGUAAAUUAUUAUUCAUCUAUCUUUUACAUAGCAUUUUUUAAAGGAAAGUUACUAGGCCAUCCUGGUGGCUAUAAUUUGUUGUUUGGUUAUCGUCAAGAAGAAUGUGGAACUGGUGGAUGUCUAAUGGAGCUAGCUAUACAGCUUGCAAUCAUUAUGGUUGGGAAACAAGCCUUGAAUAAUAUGAUGGAAAUCAUCCUCCCGUGAGUUUUAUUGAAAUUUU